UCUCUCAGUCUUCGGCCAAGGAAUCCCAGGCAGCGUUUAAUUGCAGAGUGCAAAGACUGUAGUUGGGCUAAUGAGCUCAGCACCGGAGCUGGGACUCUUUCACGCACUCUCUGACAGACAGAAACCCAUAUGGAGUCCUUUACCGGAGGAGCCUCACAAGGCGGCUGGAUUUUAGGUGAAGGGGAAAGAAGGAAUUCAUAAAUUCAGGUACAGCCGACUAUGUGAGAGAAUAUACUAGAGGCAAGAGACGGAGUAAGAGGUGGGGAAAGAGAAGAGAGCAGGAGAGGGGAGGGGAGGAAACGGGAAAUACACAGCCAGAGAGAGAGAGAGAGAGAGAGAAUAGAAGCCUGCAGCAGCAAAUGAGACAGAACAACGAGGCGGGAGAGGUAGAAAGGGAGACAGAGAGGGAGGGCGGUGGAGAGGGGCCCCGUGUAGGAGAGAGGGCUACAGGGUGAGGAAGAAGAAGGAGUGGAGAAAAAGUUAGGAGAAGUAGGAGAACGAGGGUCCAGGGAAAGAAAAGAGCAGGCGCAGAGAUUAACAACUACAGGAGAGUAAUAGAAGGGAAACAACAGACAGGAAGGAAGGGGAGGGAGAAGUCUUGAGUUAGAGAGGGAAAAAAAAAAGAGCUACAGAAAAGUUUUUUUGUGGGAAGACACAGAUGAGGAAAACAGAGCCAGUGAAUGACCGGGCUAGAGAGAGCAGGGACGGGAGGAAACCAGUUGUUUUCUAAGGCGUUUUCCACCCAAGCCUCUGGACUUCUUUGGACAUGUUCACAGAAGGAGCACAAACAACGAGACACCACCGAUUUCUUCAGCACAUCAACACCUCCACCCCCUGCCCCUGCCAGCACUGCAUCCACUAUGAGCAGCCCGCGUACGGACAUCAUGCCGGUACAGGAUGUCAACCAGCAUCAGCCAGACAGGCGGACCACCCUUCUCUGGACUACAUGAGAGACAUCCAGUCUCCUCUCGUUAAAGACGUAGGAGGGAGAGCUUUCGUAGUGGACGGAGUUGAGAGAAGUGGUCAUCGUAGCCCACAGAGGAGGCCUGUGUUCACGGGGCCCGGCCCAUACAGCCAGACAGAUGACUUGAGCCAAGUUUGCCCCUGGGAGUUGAACCCUGCCCAGUGCAGCUACCCGCCGGAGCCUGGGGUGAGACACUACCCAUCUGUCAGGGAACAGUGUAGCUGUGUGGUGCUCAGCGACACCAGAGCACACCCCUUUAAUGCCGGGAUACCACAUCCUCUCCCCCAUCUUCAGGUCAAAGGUCAAGGGUACAGGCACAAGAGGACUGUCAGGUAUGUCUCUGUGGAAGAGGAAGGCUGUGGAUGCACCUAUGAGAACUAUCAUGUAGAGUCACACAAUCCCCAUGCAAGUCACUUACACAUGCCAAAUGGCCACUGUGGACUGAGGCCUGUGUUCUUCGAGGGAGGAGAGGAAAGAGAUAACCAUCAGGAUCUGGGCAGACUGAAGGGUGGAUCAGAGGAGGUCUGUAAUGGACGUGGUGGCUCUCACAAAGCUUUCUUUCCCACUGAAGUCCCGCCGAAACACUUGAGCCAAAGCAGACAGAAGGGGCCCUGCAUCCCUCUCUCUGGCAUCAUGAGUCCAGGGCUCUCGAAAUCGACGACCAACAACGACCACCGGCGUCAGGGUUCAGAGGUGGUAAAGCAGAAGAGGAGGCAGGAUUUGGUGAGGGAUCAAAUCAGACAAGUGGUGACAGAUCUGGAGGACGUGUUGGGGGGUCUGAAACAAGUUCACGUAGAGAUGAAAGAGGUGGUCGAGCAGAUUGAUCGUCUCACAGCCAAAAUCGACCUCAGUGAGGAGGUGCCCUGUAUCACUCAGGGGGCAUCCAGCAACUUUCAAGGCUCAGUUCAUCCAGGCGACCUCAGGUCAGCCCCACUGCCCAGUCACAAGCCUGCUCCAGUACAGGCAUCGCAACACAUUGAUGAAGACCGUAUCAUCUUAAGAACUAACUCUCCCUCCCCUGUUCAUAUGGCAUCGGUCGUCAAAACCAGCCGCUUCACCCCACCCAACCACUACAAGGACAUCAACCACGAAAGGCGAGGUGUGAACGGACACCUGCCUCACCUGUAUCCCCCCAAAGACUCAAAUCACAUUGGUCAAAGUCAUCCUGAGCCCCACCCACAUAGCUUAGACCCUAAGGUCAUUAUUGGUAACAGUACCUCAAAUUCAAGAACUAAGAAGCCUCCUCUAUAUCCUCAAAACGGGCGAUGUGGGAAGGGCUCGUAUCCACCACCCAAGCCUGUGAGGACCCCUGCCUACCCCGACAGAGGCCACCAGAACACCAGCAUGGUGUGAAGGAGGGGGGGAGGUGGUCCGCCCCAGUGCCAUGGGGGCCUGAAACAUGAGACCCUGCUGCAGCGAGUGGAGGUCAGAGUGGGACCAGGCAGGGGAACAACUCAUGCAGGAGCUGAUGCCACUGAGACAAGCUGUCAACUGGUGGAAACGGAGCACGGCCUGAAGAUGGGGGUAUUUCCAAAGGGAGAACUCCCCCAAGAGUCGACCUGCGACUGUGUGUCAUGCAAAGCACAGAAGCAUAGAGCAGUGACAGUAAAACCUCUGAGAACUGAUGCUUUUGUUGGUACUGGUGAUGUAAUGGCAAAUAAAGAGAAGAAUAAACGGCGAACUGCUGCUCAACAACACA
Scatophagus argus is the source of this 2663-nucleotide messenger RNA. RefSeq lists its product as uncharacterized. The coding region runs from base 767 to 2317 and encodes 516 amino acids. Gene Ontology annotation, biological process: positive regulation of cell size; positive regulation of translation. The record is from RefSeq and is a predicted model, not a curated record. The transcript has 3 exons. Lineage: Eukaryota; Metazoa; Chordata; Actinopteri; Scatophagidae.